AUGUACGCCGUUGCCUCCUCCGCGAAAGUCGUCGCUCCGACGAUGCGAAUGCAAAAGUCGCAAACGAAAAGAGUCGUUGCAAAAGUACCGGUGAAAGCGUCGUCUUUCAACGUUGAAAAGACCGCCAUCGCUACCACCGCUCUCAUUGCUGCCACCGUCAUCUCCCCGGAAGCCUCGCACGCGGCGCAAAACGUCGUCGCGCAAGUCGCGGAGGGCGAACCGUUUUUGGUCGACGUCGCGUGGGGGGCUAUUUUGAGUUGCUUUUCCUUCUCGUUGGCGUUGGUCGUCUGGGGUCGAUCUGGCUUGUAA
This is a messenger RNA of Bathycoccus prasinos, 309 nucleotides long. Its product is annotated as subunit of the chloroplast cytochrome b6f complex. Gene Ontology annotation, biological process: cytochrome complex assembly. Gene Ontology annotation, cellular component: cytochrome b6f complex. Lineage: Eukaryota; Viridiplantae; Chlorophyta; Mamiellophyceae; Mamiellales; Bathycoccaceae. The coding region runs from base 1 to 309 and encodes 102 amino acids. The transcript has 2 exons. The record is from RefSeq and is a predicted model, not a curated record.